Messenger RNA from Impatiens glandulifera, 585 nucleotides. RefSeq names its product organ-specific protein S2-like. Bases 1 to 585 code for a protein of 194 amino acids. The transcript has 2 exons. NCBI's taxonomy places the organism in Eukaryota, Viridiplantae, Streptophyta, Magnoliopsida, Ericales, Balsaminaceae. The record is from RefSeq and is a predicted model, not a curated record.
AUGGCAUCUGCAGCUAAUUUCUUCGUUUGUUUAUCAUCAUUUAUGCUUCUUCUUAUUCUGCUUUCAAGGGGAAGCAAUGGAGCAAGAAUGGAGGCUGGAGGAGAAGAAUACUGGAGAGAUAUGACUACCAAAGAUGGACCAUUUCCUCAAGCCCUUACAGGAAAAAUUAGAAAGACCAUGUUCACCAAUGACUUUGAGCCGAGGCCUGACCUAUCAACUUAUCCCGAAAAAUUGCAGAUUGUUAAGGACUUUGAGCCGAGGCCAGACCUAUCAGCUUAUCCUGAAAAAAAGCAGUUUGUUAAGGAGUUUGAGCCGAGGCCAGACCUAUCAACUUAUCCCCAAAAAAUGAAAUUUGUUACAGACUUUGAGUCUAGGCCAGACCUAUCAGGUUGUCCAGAAAAAAUGCAGUUUGUUAAGGACUUUGAGCCAAGGCCAGACCUAUCAGCCUAUCCCGAAAAACUGCAGUUUGUUAAGGACUUUGAGCCGAGGACAGACCUAUUAGCCUACCCUGAAAAAAUGGAGUUUGUUAAGGAAUUUGAGCCGAGGCCAGACCUAUCAACUUAUCCCUCUGCAUCGGAGGUGUGA